UAAAUUGAGCUUUUUUAUGGACAUUUUUAAUCAUUUUUGGACAUUAACAUUUACUCUCACUGAAUACAUAAAAAUAUUUCUUAUCAGUUAGAUAUUGAUUCAAAUUAAGAUAUAUUGGCACUUUCACUGUGUUAAAACACCAAACAUUGUAACUAAUCUAACCCUGUAUUUGACGUUAGUUUAGCAGAGACCAAUGCUGCUGCCUGCUCUACUCUCUCUGCUCACUUUAACGGUACACUCAGUAGAUCUACCCCACCUACCUCUAGUCCCCUACCCUCAACAUGUCUCUCUUCUCUCCUCCUCCUCUGCUCUUAUAGACCCCCUCACCUUCACCUUCUCUACCACAUCUAGCAGUGUGCUUCUUAAAGAGGUGUUUGAUCGCUACCACAAGUAUUUGAAACUCCACGAUUUUGUACAGAAACUGAACGUUACUUUGCCUAACCUAGAGGUGGUUAUCAAGGAUCCUGACGAGGAGUUGCUUUUAAUGACCAGUGAGAAUUACACCCUCACUAUUCAAACUAACUCUGCUAUUCUUCAGGCAGAUACAGUAUUCGGAGCUAUGAGAGGACUAGAAACAUUCAGCCAGCUAGUGAACACCAACAACUACUCUCUCCCCACCCUCCACAUAGAGGACUACCCCCGCUACAAGUUCCGGGGCUUCAUGUUAGACACUUCCCGGCACUACCUGAGUGUGGGGGUACUCAAGCAGCUGAUCAGGGCGGCAUCCUGGUCCAAACUGAACGUGUUCCACUGGCACAUAGUGGACGACCCCUCCUUCCCCUACUGUAGCGUGGUCUACCCAGACCUGUGCAGAAAGGGAGCUUUCUCUCCUCACCAUGUUUACUCCCAGUCUGAUGUACUGGAGAUCAUCCUCUUCUCCUACAAACACGGGGUUAUUGUUCUGCCUGAGCUGGACACUCCUGGUCACACCCUUUCCUGGGGGGCCGCCCUCCCUGGCUUCCUCACUCACUGUCCAGGACACGGCAAUAUUGGAGCCCCUUACGGCCCUGUAGACCCUACUAAUGAGGCCGUAUAUCCGGUACUGAAGGAACUGUUUACGGAGAUAACUAACGUGUUCCCCGGUGAGUUCGUGCACCUUGGUGGGGACGAAGUGCAUUAUCCCUGUUGGAAGAGCAACCCGAACAUAACAGCCUGGAUGGCAGCCCACAACAUGACGGGGAACUACGACCAGCUGGAGAACUACUACGAGACCAGACUCCUUAACAUCGUCAACUCGCUUAACAAGAACUACAUAGUCUGGGAGGAGGUGUUCUACCACCAUGUCGACAUUACCCCCCAGACCAUUGUUCACGCUUGGAAACCCAACUGGAAGACCAUAUUCCAGGAUGCGACCGCAGCAGGGUUCCGGUGCAUCCUCUCAGCAGGUUGGUACAUCAGUCGUAUCGCGUACGGGGAGGACUGGCAGAACUUCUACCUGGUGGAGCCCCGCUCCUUCAACGACACGGCUACCCCGGAACAGAAAGCCCUGGUGUUGGGAGGGACUGUGUGCAUGUGGGGUGAGCAUGUAGACAACUCCAAUAUUCUCUCCCGGUUUUGGCCCCGUGCCAGUGCUCCAGCAGAGCGACUGUGGGCCCCAGAGUACCUGACUGAUGUGAAGUUCAUGGAGCCCCGGAUAGAGGCCCACAGAUGUAGGAUGGUGCGCAGGGGGUACCCAGCUGAGCCCACCCUGUCACGUGGGCACUGUCACGUGGAGUACACGUGGGCAACACACCACUAGAAUACUGCUUACUCAGUGUCUGGCAGACCGCCAACACUGUUAAUCAUCCUUGUUUGUACAUUUAGUUUGAUAAUCUUGUUAUAUUAAAUAACUUAUCAAUUAUUAAUGUUAGUUCCUCUAUGCGAUAUGUAUAUUUACUUUUAAUAAUUGUAAGUGUGAACUCGAGUAAAAAGAUCUAUUUCUUCUUUAUGAUUUUAUUCAGAUUUUUUGAUUUGAUAUUUGUAUGUUGUUUAAUGUUUAUCUUCGAUAUAUUAUU
This is a messenger RNA of Bolinopsis microptera, 1994 nucleotides long. RefSeq names its product beta-hexosaminidase subunit alpha-like. Gene Ontology annotation, cellular component: membrane; lysosome. The record is from RefSeq and is a predicted model, not a curated record. Bases 194 to 1738 code for a protein of 514 amino acids. The transcript has 3 exons. NCBI's taxonomy places the organism in Eukaryota, Metazoa, Ctenophora, Tentaculata, Lobata, Bolinopsidae. Gene Ontology annotation, biological process: ganglioside catabolic process; glycosaminoglycan metabolic process; carbohydrate metabolic process. Gene Ontology annotation, molecular function: beta-N-acetylhexosaminidase activity.